GAAUAAUUUAAUUUUAUAUUGCUUUUCGAUAUUUUUCUUUUCUUCUAUUUGGAAAAUGGAUCAGCAAUAUAAAUGUGGAUAUUGCAAGUUUCUCAUCAAUACACAUUGCGAGGACUAUACAUCUCACGAGUGCUUCAUGGAGUUGAAUUUUGAUGUGGCCCUGCAUGAUAUUAUGAGUGACGAGAAUGGUGUUCUACAUUUGGUUGAUAAAGCUUCAAACACCAUCCUGCAGAAACUCAACAAAGAAGCUACUACAGCUUCAUGGGAAGAACUUUUGAUAAAGUUUGUUCAGGAUAGGCCCGCACUUUAUAACAUAAAGAUUCCUGUUACUGAAAGGAGCCAUUUAAAAAAAAACAAUCUCUGGGCUGAAAUCCACAACCUUUUAGAGGGGAAACACUCCCUAGAGGCAAUUAAAGCCAAGUGGAGGUACCUGCGAGACUGCUACAUGAAAGCCAGGAAAAAAAUGGGGCAGUACAAACCAAGUGGUUCAGCUGCAGGAACCAAAUUUGAUUCUGGCUUCAGAUACUAUGCCAGUAUGCAGUUUCUGAACGACUCACUCGAGAUGCCAGAAACUGUAUGUUCAGUACCAAUAAUGACGCCCAAUUUAUUUUCACCUACACCAUCCACCUCUACUAGUGAACAAGGUGAUACGGAGGCAUCUCAGGCAUCCAUUAGUUUUGUGGAAGUACCAGAGACCCCAUCUGCAAAAAAAAGAAGAGUGGAUGAAAAAAAAGAAUUCCAAAAAGGUGUUUUGGACAUUCUUACAGCACCUCCGAAAGCUUCAGAUGGAGUGGAUGGAUUUCUGAUGCGAUUGGGAGAGAGCCUUCGGCGUUUUCCGUAUAGGGAACGCAGUCGCCUUGAAAUUGACAUUAUGAAACUGGUUUUUGACAGAGAAUCAGAAUUAGAUUUAUAGGAAUUAUAAAAAUAAAGCAUGAAUAAACAUUAUGAAAUUUAUUUUUU
Molecule: messenger RNA, 960 nt
Organism: Ceutorhynchus assimilis (cabbage seed weevil)
Lineage: Eukaryota; Metazoa; Arthropoda; Insecta; Coleoptera; Curculionidae
Source: the annotation of a GenBank genome assembly